AUGCGUUACAGUGUUCGGGUCACGGAGACUGCACCACGACCGCUAUUUGUGUCUGCUUCGCUGGCUGGACGGGAUUGGCAUGUGAUACGCGCUCUUCGAAAAUCGUGGCCAACCGCGUACCAUUGUGAAUGUUCCAUCAAUAGCUGUAGGAAAAACUUUGGAUACUGCCACUUUGCUCGGGAUUCUUUUGAUUGUUGGCGUUGUUCUUCUGCUGCUCCUCGUCUGCCUACUCUUCUGCUAUCGUCGCCGAUUCCCACGCCUUCCGAUGAAAAGCUUGAUGACAGUAUACCAGAUCGAACACAAAGAUCCAUAAAAUUUGGAAGCAUGCCGAGUUGGAGAGAUGAAAAACGGAAACGGAAGAGUAAUAAACAUGUCUAUGGUGCGCUGAAUCGUAUCACUGAGGCUGACGAAAGGGAUUCCGCAAGUGUCAAGUCUCGUGAAAGUGGAAGCCAGAAUGCUGGUAGUCAAUUGCUCUUCGAACCACAUCAAAUGAUCACAUGA
Molecule: messenger RNA, 501 nt
Organism: Cooperia oncophora
Lineage: Eukaryota; Metazoa; Nematoda; Chromadorea; Rhabditida; Trichostrongylidae
Source: the annotation of a GenBank genome assembly